AUGUACCAGACGCCCAAAAGGAACAAAGUGUCUUCGAAAGAUGAUAGCGGCAUCGAACUAACCCCGGACAAUAGGAUUCUGAAGCCGAAAUCGCUAAACAGCUCGGACAAAGGUACAUACAACGGCAGCCCGAGUUUAUUGUCCCCCAGCGAGACGAGACGGGGCAGACCUAGGGCCGAUCUGCUAAACACGCUCAUCCUGGAAGGUUCCACCUCGCCUAGCUCGAUAAAAUGCAAAUAUUGCGGCCGGGUAUUUCCCAGGGAAAAAUCCCUGCAGGCCCAUCUCAGGACCCAUACAGGCGAGAAACCGUACGCGUGCGACUUCCCGCGUUGCCCGCGCAGGUUCGCCCAAUCGGGCCAGCUGAAGACGCACCAGCGGCUGCACACCGGCGAGAAGCCGUUCGUGUGCGCAGCCGCCAGAUGCGCGCGCACCUUCACGCACGCCAACCGCCAUUGCCCCGACCAUCCCGAGCACGCGUUGAAGCGGUUCGCCGCGCGGCCCGAGCCGAGCGUCAGCCAGACGUGCGACGAGGAGCACAACGCGGAGGUGCGCGAAUGGCUGAAGAAAUGGGACAGGCGGAACAAAACCUCCCAGAGCUCCGACGAGAACCUCGACACCACCCCGAAAAAGUCCAUGUUCAACCGCGACGAUUCCCUACUCGACCCCGCCGCCACCUCCCCCGCCUACGACAAGUCCCCCAAAUCCGACCCGGAGGACCAUCUCGACCCCUCGUCCCGCUCGCCUCGAGGGCAGCCCUGCGAGUUCGACUCGCCUCGAGGGCCGCCCUCCGAGCUGCCCAAGAAGCGGUGGCUGCGCGAGGCCGUCCAGGACAGGAGCCUGUGGGACUCGACCAACGAUCUGGCGUGCCCGAUCAACUGGGGCGAGGAGGGGGCGGAGGCGAAGGAGGAGAAGAAGGGUGUGUGCGAAAACCAGACACGUCCUUCGGUGCUCGUCUGUGUGCAGGGGGGUAAAAGCAAAGAGAUCUCCAGUGAUGAGAUACAGGGUGCUAUGGCUCUCGUGGAGCUGAAGAACGGGGUCAACUAUAGGGUUUGA
Phaedon cochleariae (mustard beetle) is the source of this 1053-nucleotide messenger RNA. The record is from the annotation of a GenBank genome assembly. NCBI's taxonomy places the organism in Eukaryota, Metazoa, Arthropoda, Insecta, Coleoptera, Chrysomelidae.